Messenger RNA from Panicum virgatum (switchgrass), 3337 nucleotides. RefSeq lists its product as uncharacterized. The record is from RefSeq and is a predicted model, not a curated record. The transcript has 4 exons. The coding region runs from base 672 to 1766 and encodes 364 amino acids. Lineage: Eukaryota; Viridiplantae; Streptophyta; Magnoliopsida; Poales; Poaceae.
UUGACAUGAACAAACCUCCUGAAAUGAUAUCUGGCAAUAUGACAGCAGAUAAAUGAAAUAAAAAUACUUGAGACAUUUUUAACUACAGCAAUCAUCUGUCUAUGACUCGAUGGAUAUUGAUCAAACAGUUUCAUUUGGUGCAGCCAUGCGCGUCUAUUCAAGACUCUUUAUGAGGUAUAUGGAGAACAAAGAACCGGAGGCUCAGCAGUAAAAAAAGUGUAUAAACCUGCAUUUACCUUCCCAAUAAGAGUGACCUGCAGCAGCAGCUUUACCUGCCGGAGUCUUAUUUAUGUUGUAUCUAGUGGCACAUGUAAGCAUAUGUAUGGCCAUAUGGCACAAUUCACUCACCGCCAAAACCUGUGUGCAUAUGUUGUGUUUUUUUUAUUUGGAUCCACUCUCAAUUCGACGUGAUAUCGCCCCCUCGCCAAAACCUGUGUGGAUAUGCUGUGUGCGGGGCAUGUGGAUAAUCCAUGUUUUUUUAAUGGGUGGAACCCAUGGAUAAAGCAUUGGUUUGGUUAGAUAUGGGGUGAAAGGAAAUCAUGGAUUGGUGUGGUUUGGAUUUUGCAUAUCAACUAACAGGUUGGGGUGGGUUAAAUAAUCAUCUGAUGUUGCAUAUGGGCUGAGGUGGGUAUAGCGUGGAUUCCAGGCCAUUGGCAGGGUGACCAGCGAGCAUGAAACCCCGAUCAGCCCCUAGAAAUGGGCGCGCCAUGCAGCUAGAACUAGCGGAGCAAGUUAAGAGGCAAAGAGCACGCUGCACACCAAUAACCACAGCAAUGGCGGCCCCGAAAUGGGCUCCCUUGCUCCUACUCGGCCUCGCAAAACUCCUAUCCCUUGCCGCGCUUGCUUCCGCCAAGAACGACCAAGUCACCGGGAACCUGGUCUACUGCGCGGAUACCUGGUACCCCAGCUGCGACACGCCGGGGUACUGCCCGGCGACGUGCCCGUACACAUGCCAGAUGGACAGCGACACCUGCAAGCCCGUCUGCGACUGCCACAAGCCAGGCGCGGUGUGCGAGGACCCCAAGUUCAUCCGCGGCGACGGCAACACCUUCUACUUCCACGGCCGCCGGGACCGGGACUUCUGCCUGCUCUCCGACGCCAACCUCCACAUCAACGGCCACUUCAUCGGCAGCCACGUCCCGGGACUCAAGCGGGACCCCACCUGGGUGCAGGCCAUCGCCGUGCAGUUCUCGGGCCACCGCCUCUACGUCGGCGUGCUCAGGACCGCCGCGUGGGACGACGACGCCGACCGCCUCGAGGUCGUCUUCGACGGAGAGCCCGUGCACGUCCCGGCCGUCGCCAACGCCAGGUGGGAGGCGCCCGCCGUGCCGGCCCUGUCCGUGACGCGCACCAAGGCCGCCAACGGCGUCGCCGUGGAGCUCGCCGGCGUGUUCAGGAUCGCUGCCAACGCGGUGCCCAUCACCGAGGAGGACUCCAGGGUCCACAACUACGGGCUCACCGCCGAUGACUGCCUCGCGCACCUCGACCUGGCGUUCAAGUUCCACGCGCUCACCAGCGACGUCCACGGCGUGCUGGGGCAGACGUACCGGAGCGACUACGUGAACCGCCUCGACGUGUCGGCCCGGAUGCCCGUCAUGAGCGGCGAGAGGGACUUCGUCGCGUCCGGCCUGUUCGCCACCGACUGCUCCGUCGCGCGGUUCGGCCGCGGUAGCGGUGCCGAUGCGCUUGCCGUCGCCUCCGACGAGCUGGCCGGCGUCAAGUGCUCCACCGGCCUCGACGGCGUCGGGGUGGUGUGCAAGAAGUAAGCAAGCAAGCAACAUGGCCUCGCGCGCGCUCUCGUGCGCCGUGACAAAGCAAUAAGCCAAUAAUCCAUCAACGUGCGUGCACGCACAUACAAAUGACAAAUCGUUCGUAGCCUCGUAGGUGUUCAUCAAUAAGCUAGCUACUCCAAGGUCGAUGUGGUCCUGGUCCUGUGGAUGUGUGGCUCCUCUACUCCUCUUGUCGUUAUACUCCUUUCGCUUUCAUUUCUAAACUAAAGCAGCAACAGUUUUACUGAGAUUUCCUUUAGUGGAAACAUUUUUAACUCUCUAUAAAUGUAUAUGUGAAUUGUUUUCACAUGGGCCUUUCCUAUAACUGAAUCUUUAAUUUGUCUUUUAAUGCAUAGUUCUUAUGAGGAUUACAAUUAUCAAUCAAAUUGUACGUAUUGUUAGUUACUAACUACAAUGCUCCUCAAUGGAUGACAGGUUGGCUUUCCCUGGUUUCUCCCCCUUCGUCAUUGUCUUUUAUAAUUUUACCACUGCUUAGAUAGCAGUUUUCCCCAUUGAAAACAUUUUUUAAUUUUCUUUUUAAUAUUUUCCUCUUACUAUUGGAGCCCUUGAGCUGGUCAUGACUAAGAACAAGUCUCUUCAUCCUGAGUAAUAGAGCUCAUUAUUCGAAAGUUGCUUAUAUGGCAAUAUAUCUUGCUAUACUUACUUUUUAAAGAUGCCCAGUUAUUUCUAUACUGCACUUACUUUUUAAAGAUGCUCAAAAUCAGAGAUUAAAAUUGAUUCUUUUUGCAUCUAUAACUGCAGAUUAAGGAAAUGCUUUGUAUUGUAAAAUGGAGCAAGGAUAUUGGAUUGUGCACUUUCAUAUUUUGUCUGUUUAUGCUAGGAUAGAUAUAUGUCCAUUUAACUUCAUGGUGCUCGGUGAAAUUAUUAUGGAGUGAUUAAGCCUACAAUACAAGCAAGCUAACCAAAGACCAAACUGCGAAGGUACAGUGGUCUCUUCUAUUUGCCUUCGCGCACCUCAUGUCUUUAAUGAUGAAAAGCAGAUGUAAUACAAGCCACCUUUGAGAUUCAACUAUAGUCAGUUUAUUCGCUGACAAUUGCCAUAAUUCAACUCUAUACACAUUAAUGAUAGGUAUGCUAAUUAAAUUGUACACAUUGAAGUGUGUUUUUGCUGCUUAGGAAUGUCACAAGUAAACAAAAGAAUUUCAGGGUAUAAAAAAUGUGAGUGUUUCUCCUCCCUUCAUGUAUCAAUCUCUCAAUCUGAUCUGGUAUUGCUCACUGUGAUUUAUAGGGUAUGUUUUAUAAAUCCAUUUUAAAAUUCCUAUGUUAAAUAUGUAAUGAAAAUCGAGAAACUGAUAUUUGUGGGGACACAUGUUUCUACUUUCUACUACUGAUUAAUGUUUCUUUGCUGAAUGCUGACCGCGUGAACCUAAGUGGUUGGUAUAUCUGGAUAGCAUGACACUUGACAGUACAAUGAAUGGUUGUUUCUUCCUGCUACCAUUUUGCUACUGAAGUUGCCCAGUAAAAUUAUUUGUUCAGUUGUGCAGUCCUCAGUUACUAUUUGCAUCCAUUUUAAGCUAGCUGGAUAAUGACGCUUGGAAGAUAUGGAA